Molecule: messenger RNA, 1002 nt
Organism: Komagataella phaffii GS115
Lineage: Eukaryota; Fungi; Ascomycota; Pichiomycetes; Pichiales; Pichiaceae
Product: Mitotic exit network regulator, forms GTPase-activating Bfa1p-Bub2p complex
Exons: 1
Coding region: 1-1002 (333 amino acids)
Biological process (GO): activation of GTPase activity; negative regulation of septation initiation signaling
Cellular component (GO): mitotic spindle pole body
Molecular function (GO): GTPase activator activity
Source: RefSeq, a predicted model, not a curated record
AUGGAAUCGCAACUUAGGACGAAACCUUCAAUGGGUUUCAAAAAGGGAAGGAAAAAAGACCCGGUAGAAAAGUUCAUCACAAGUAAUCAAGUCAUAGUCAAAACUGGUCUGUCACAGCUACGGUACAUGAUCCUUGCAGAAGGUCUUACAACACAUUCAGACUUGGAGAGCUGCCCGUAUCGGUGUUACGUAUGGUCCAUUUUACUACAAGUUCCUCCAACUGAAAGUGAAUUCUAUAUUGAACUGGUUUCUCAGGGAAGAUCUCAAAGUUUCGAUAAGAUACUUAACGAUGCUCAUAGAACUUUGAAAGGUGAUCCCAAUUACGAAAGCAAAGUGACACCCACCAUACUUGCAAGAACACUAAAUUGCUAUGCCCUGAUGACAGAGAUAAAGAACGAGAAUGUAUCUAGGGGUAGUAAGAGAAAUAGCAGGGCCUAUUUAUCGUCCCCUUAUAUUCAAGGUAUGAAUAUCUUGAUGGCACCUUUCUUAUACGUUUGCAAGACAGAACCUCAGGCAUUUUUACUGUUUGAUAAAAUGAUAAAUGGACAUAUGCCACUCUACGUGCUUCCGAACCUUGAAGGAGCUCAUACUGGUGUCCGUAUGGUUGACUUGUGUCUUCAAAUUGUGGACCCGAAACUGCAUUCGUACCUAAGCAAGAAAAUGCUUAAAACAGAAAUUUACGCCUUUCCCUCAGUGUUGACCUUAUCAGCAUGCACGCCUCCCUUGAGUGAAGUGUUAGAAUUGUGGGACUUUUUAUUCUCUUACGGAAUUCAUUUGAAUGUAUUGUUCAUUGUUGCUCAGUUAGUUUUAAUACGGUCAGAACUGAUGAAAAUUUCGAACCCAAUGACAUUACUACGAGAAUUCCCUAAACUAGAAUCCAAGAAGAUCAUAAAACUUGGUAUUAGUUUCAUUGAAAAGAUUCCCAAAGACGUAUACAUGCUUCUAGUUAAACAUACACAUGACCCUACAAUAAGCGAACAAUUAGAUGCAUAUUACCGUUGA